Messenger RNA from Heterobilharzia americana, 570 nucleotides. Lineage: Eukaryota; Metazoa; Platyhelminthes; Trematoda; Strigeidida; Schistosomatidae. The record is from the annotation of a GenBank genome assembly.
AUGCAAUCUGAAAUUUGUUUCAGUAUAAGCUUCCCAUUUCUGAAUCUUAAUCCGACAUUUAAACAAAUGAAUACUGAGUUACGUAUUUUGUCUGUUAUAUCUAUGGCCAAAGUUGGUAACGGAUUACAGAUUCCACUUUCAUGGGUCCCAGAAAAAGAUGGUGCAUUUCCAAAGAAUGCUAUCAAAGGAGAUGAAUCAGUAUAUGUUGCUCGUGGAAACCUGAAUGGUGAUUUAAUCCCUGGCAAAUUUAUUCCUCAAUACGGAAAAGUAUACUGUCCACACGAUGGUAAAGAGUUGGAAUUUACAAAUUAUGAAUUAUUGGUUGAUUCUGGUAUUCCUGGAUGUCGUACAGGAUAUGAAUGGAUAAUGAUGAAUGGAGGUGAUGUUCCAGAAAGGGCAUUAGUUGCUGGAAUCGACAGAAACGGUACACCAUUGUAUGUUGUCAAAGGAAGAAUUCAAGACGAAACAUGCGUUGGAAAGUUACUUCAAGGUGAGAGGAGUGCAUCUUUUGCUUGGGGCGGAGAUGAACAUAAAAAUGAUGAAUAUGAAGUAUUAGUAAUCAACAAUUGA